AUGCUUAUCAUACUUGUGCUUGAGAUUGUUUCUAAUGCAUCUCAUGCAUUGAGUGACUUCUCAACAACACUCAAUCCUAACAACAACAUACAAAAAGAUACCGGGGUCAUAUCAUUUGAUUUUUCAUAUCCACCCGCGUAUCCUACAGGUGGAGACUUCGGAAAAGGAGUCAUUGAUCUUGGAGAAUUAGAAGUACACGAAGCAUUAUAUUUCAAGAAAAUCUGGACAAUAAAGAGUGGUGGACCCGAUGAUUUCGGUGUAUCAUUUUUCGAACCUGCUUCCAUUCCAUUAGGGUUCAGUUUGCUUGGCCAUUAUUGCAAUCCCAACUCAAAGUCCAUCUUUUCCUCAGUUCUUACUGCUAAAGACACCACAGGUAACCUAUAUUGGGGUUCCCUAAGGCGUCCCAUAGACUACACUCUUAUAUGGACAAGCAAAGGUGUAGAUAUCGACAAAGAUGUCGAUGGCUACAUUUGGAUGCCUAUUCCACCUUUUGAUUACAAAGCCAUUGGCCACAUCGUCACCACUUCACCCGAAAAACCCUCACUUGAUUUGGUCAGAUGUGUUAGAAAGGACUUCACCGAUGCGAUCACAGUUGACGAAUUGUUAUGGCGACUAAAGAUGGUUGACAUUAACAUAUAUACCACAAAGCCAAAUGGUGGAGCGCUAAGUGUUCCUACAGGGACGUUUUUGGCACGUGUUAAUGGAUCCGACAUGCAAGAGUUAACGUUAGCAUGUUUGAAGAUGGUUAGGAAUGAUACUUAUUCAGCUAUGCCGAAUUCUUUACAAAUUAAGCGAAUGAUCGAAGCUUAUGCUCCUAUGGUGUAUUUACAUCCGGAUGAAGAAUACCUCCCGUCUUCGGUUUUAUGGUUCUUUCAAAAUGGAGCUGAGCUACAUCGAACUGGCAUGAUCACAUGGCCAGUGAUCGACGAUGGUGUAAAUCUUCCAAGCAAUAGUUCAGUGGAUGGUUUGUAUCUCGACCUCCCAUCUGAUGAAGCUGAGAAAGAAAGGGUGAAGAAAGGGUUUUUGCCAGAUGCGACUGCUUAUGUGCAUGUAAAAUCAGCGUUAGGAGCAACGUUUACUGAUCUUGCCAUAUGGUUGUAUUACCCUUUUAAUGGUGGAGGGAGGUUUCAGCUAGGACCUUUCACGAUUAGCUUGGGGAUGAUUGGAGAACAUGUUAGUGAUUGGGAGCAUAUAACGUUAAGGAUUGAUAACUUCAAUGGGAUUCUAAAAUCAAUCUAUCUCUCUCGCCAUGCUGCUGGAGUAUGGGUGACACCUCAUGAAUUUGAGUUCAUGAAUGGAACUCGGCCAAUUGUGUAUGCAUCCUUGCAUGGGCAUUCACACUACAAUACUCCAAGUUAUCAUCUACAUUCGAAUGUUGAGAUUGAUGCUGAUGACAUGAAAUUGUUAGAGGAGGUGCUUAAGAUGGAUUCAAGCAAGUUGCCUGUCGUGAGGGCGGAAAAGAUUUUAGGGUUUGGUGUUAGAGAUGAUACUGGGAAAAGCAACAACUUGAUAGAUAUUGCAUCCAGCUAUCAAGUUGUUUGUGUUGAUUAUAAUGUUUCGUAUAUGGAACCAUGGUUGAAUUAUACCGGUAGAUGGGGUCCUAAGUUUAGUUAUACAUUUACAAAAGAGGUGAUAAAGAUAGCAAAUCACUUUCCGGGAAAGUUCAAGCGACUUAUCUUAAGGAUUUUGCAUAAGCUCCCUGCUGAGUUACUCGGAGAAGAAGGGCCUGAAGGCCCUAAGAUGAAAGAAAGUUGGACGGGGGAUGAGAGGACUUGA
Messenger RNA from Lactuca saligna, 1776 nucleotides. The record is from the annotation of a GenBank genome assembly. NCBI's taxonomy places the organism in Eukaryota, Viridiplantae, Streptophyta, Magnoliopsida, Asterales, Asteraceae.